Messenger RNA from Aspergillus aculeatus ATCC 16872, 1287 nucleotides. RefSeq lists its product as uncharacterized. The coding region runs from base 1 to 1287 and encodes 428 amino acids. Gene Ontology annotation, molecular function: O-methyltransferase activity. The transcript has 5 exons. NCBI's taxonomy places the organism in Eukaryota, Fungi, Ascomycota, Eurotiomycetes, Eurotiales, Aspergillaceae. The record is from RefSeq and is a predicted model, not a curated record.
AUGGUCGAAUCCAACGGACUUCCUGCGCCGGCCACGGUGACCAAUGGUGUCGAUGUCGAUCGCAUCGCUGUCAGCCCCAUGGCCCCUGAAAAGCUUGCCAGUCUGGCCCAGAAGAUCGAGUUGCUGAGCAAUGCCUUCACGUCUGGCCAGGCCGACGCGCGACUCCAGCUGAUGGAAGCCGCCGAUGCCCUUCUAGCGGCCGUUGAGACGCCGCGCGAGACCAUUUUCCGAUACUGCUGGCGAAACACUACCGGCUUCGCCGUGAUCGAGACAGCCAUCGACCUCGGAAUCUUCCCAUAUCUGUCGAACAAUGACCGGCCGAUGUCCGUGGCCGAACUGGCGACAGCCACCGGCGCUGACAUCGUCCUGCUACGUGGGCAACGAAUCAUGAAGCAACUCAAUGCCAUUCACGCUGUCACCGAAACUGGUAAAGAUGAAUACACUAGCAACAACUUCUCACGUACGCUCGCCUACACCCGCUACGCCGAUGCCUUCCCCAUGAUAACCCGGGCUACCGGGCGCGCCAUCACCGCGAUCCCGGAGUUUCUCCGUAAAACAAGCUAUCGCGACCCGGCCAACGGCCUCGACUGCCCCUUCCAACUCGGCUACAACACCCAAGCCGCCUUCUUCGAAUUCGUGGGCCAACACCCGGUGCUCAGCGCCCAAUUCAACAAUCUCAUGUCCAUCUACCAUCAAGGCCGCGCCAGCUGGAUGGACCCGGGCUUCUACCCGGUCGAGCAGCGCCUCCUGGUCGACACGACGACGACAGACCCCGCCGACAGUAUCCUGCUGGUAGACGUAGGCGGCGGCAAGGGCCACGACCUGGCCGAGUUCCGCGCCAAGUGGCCCAGCUCCCCUGGGCGAUUGAUCCUGCAGGACCAGCCCGCCGUCCUGGCCGAGGUGGUGGGAAGCCAGCUGCACGAGUCGAUCGAGUGCAUGCCGCAUGAUUUCUUCACCGAGCAGCCUUGUAAAGGUGCAAGAGCCUACUUCCUCCACUCGGUGCUGCACGACUGGCCCGACGCGAUCUGCCAGAAGAUCCUGGCCCCGCUGCGCGCCGCCAUGACGCCCGGGUACAGCCGGCUGCUGAUCAACGAGAACGUGAUCCCGGACCGCGGCGCGCAGUGGCAGGCGACGGGGCUGGACUUCGUCAUGCUGGCGGACUUUGCGGGCGCGGAGCGCACCGAAUCGCAGUGGACGCGUCUCCUGCACGAGGCCGGGUUCCGCAUCCUGCGCAUCUGGGCGGCGGAUCGGUGGUCGGAGAGCUUGAUCGAGUGCGAGGUGGCAUGA